Cylindrotheca closterium is the source of this 1302-nucleotide messenger RNA. The record is from the annotation of a GenBank genome assembly. Lineage: Eukaryota; Bacillariophyta; Bacillariophyceae; Bacillariales; Bacillariaceae.
AUGAUGACUCAGUCGAAAAUCCUGCGGUCUCGUCAGCGUCGUCGGACCAGAUGUCGUCUUUGGCUCCUUUUGUUAGUACUACUAGUGCUCGCUUCAAUCGUCGUUAUUGGUGGGAUACAACUGAACGUCAUUUGGUUGGAAUCCUCUGAAGACAAUUGGAAGGUGAUUGAUCUAGUUGGUUUGUCGACAUCCGAAUCGAUUGUGGAAGAAGGAAGAAAAGGAAGCAGUCGAGGUAAUACGCCAAAGAAGGAGACGAGACGGUAUGCCUAUGCCUUUUAUGCCACAACCUCCGCUUAUGCCUGCGGUGCCUUUGUGCAAGUGGCUCAGUUGAGAGAUCUAGGAACACCUGCCAGCAUUGAUUUCGUACUAUUAACUUACGGCGAAGCCUCAAACAAUCCCGGUAUUGCCGAACAAGCUUCCAAGAUGAAUGUCAUUAUCAAGAGAGUAGAACAUCUACCUAUUCUUGGAGUCACUGCUGCAGGCAAUGACAAACGGAGUGGUCGUCGUCCAAAGGAUCAAACAGCACACAAUACAUACUACACCAAUGUCAUGGUCAAACUGCGAGUCUUUGAUGAACUUUAUGAAUAUGAUCGUGUGGUAUAUAUGGACACGGAUAUGAUGGUCCGUCAAAAUUUGGACCAUCUCUUUCAAGAGAACAAUCUCGAAUUGGCGGCUGCCAAGGUGACCAAUCGCAAGAAUACGGAUCCACAACGAUUCUGUUCUUGUUUCAUGGUCUUUCAACCUUCCAUCCAACUGUGGAAUCGCAUCAGAAAAUACUAUGAGAAUAAAAAGCAGACCAGCAACUCUGCUGCGCCCAUUAUGUAUGAUAUGGACCUCUUGAAUCUCGAAUUUCGAUCGGAAGUUACGCUAUUGCCUGGAACCUAUGGAAUGUUGACCGCCAUUUGGGACAACAAUCACAAUUCUACGUCUACCGUGGCAGUAGAUGCGACAGUAGAUGAUGGUACUCGGAAAUGGUACCAACGAAUUCUACAGGGCCCGCCAGGCUCGACGCUACCGUCUCAAUCCAAUCCGGUCCAUGCCAAGUCGCGACAGGAGCUCUUUCAAGAAAGUCUGGUCUUGCACUUUACACCCAACAAACCCAUGGUAGAACGCAACAUGGCCAACAUUCAUCGUAGUCAACCACAUGCAGAUCCACAAUACUAUGCCACCUUUGAAAAAUGGUACUCGUUGGCAUCCUAUGUUUGUCCGUUUGAUGGUCAGCUGUCGAAUGUUCACAAAUACGACAAGCAUAGGUCGUCCAAGUUUGAACGAAGCAACCAGUAUAGUGACUAUUUCCAUUGA